Molecule: messenger RNA, 1329 nt
Organism: Trematosphaeria pertusa
Lineage: Eukaryota; Fungi; Ascomycota; Dothideomycetes; Pleosporales; Trematosphaeriaceae
Product: PLP-dependent transferase
Exons: 2
Coding region: 1-1329 (442 amino acids)
Biological process (GO): biosynthetic process; amino acid metabolic process
Molecular function (GO): transaminase activity; pyridoxal phosphate binding
Source: RefSeq, a predicted model, not a curated record
AUGGUGGAAUCCACUCUCUCUACCCGUGGCACGGCGGCAAGUAUCGCCGGUGCCGGGGAUGCUGCAAUAUGGGACGUAAUCUCCAACCUCUGGGAUCCCGCCAACAACCCCGAUGGCUACGUCUCACUCGGCGUUGCAGAAAACUCCUUCAUGCACGACGAGCUACGAGACUUUCUCAACUCCAAAUCCCUCAUCGAUCCCGGCGCAAAAGCCCUUACCUACGGCGAUGGACCUGCGGGCUCGAAACCGCUGAGAUCCGCCAUAUCCUCCUUUAUGAAUAACUACUUCAAUCCGGUCGAGCCAGUCAAGCUCGAGCAGAUCAUGGUUACGAACGGCUGUUCGGCGGCUAUCGAGCAUUGCGCGUGGGCUCUCGUAAAUCCGGGAGAGGGAAUCCUCCUGGGGCGGCCGUAUUAUCGCGCUUUCAUUCCGGAUAUGGGACUGCGACCUGGAGUGAAAACUGUUGCCGUGGCCUUUGGGAAGGUUGACCCCUGCGGUCCGCAGUGCGUGCAGAAGUACGAAGAGGCGCUGCUCAAGUCGAACGAGGAGGGCGUCAAGAUCCGGGCGCUCAUGCUGUGUCAUCCGCAUAACCCGCUUGGGCGUUGCUACUCCAAAGAGACGAUUAUCGGAUUGAUGAAACUGUGCCAGAAAUACAGGAUCCAUUUGGUGAGCGAUGAGAUCUACGCGCUCUCGGUGUGGAAGAAUACCGUGGAUAAGCUUGAGAAAGAGCCUGCGCCAUUCCACUCCGCACUCUCGAUCGAUACUGCAGGGAUCAUCGAUCGGGAGCUCGUCCACGUGUUGUGGGGCUUCAGCAAAGACUUUGGUGCGAACGGUAUCCGAUUAGGUGUUAUCGUGUCGCAGUUCAACGCGCCCUUUAUGACGGCGGUCCGUACUUGCUCGUUGUACUCGUCGCCCUCAUCACUCACGGAGAACGCCGCGGUGGCUAUCCUAUCCGACAGCGAAUUCCUCUCGAAUUACAUCAAAACGAACCAAGACCGCUUGUCAGCAGCAUACACGCACGCCGUGCGCACUCUGCAAAAGUACGGUAUCGAGCACAUGCCAGGUGCAAAUGCAGCGUUCUUCCUGUGGAUCAACCUAGGCAAGAAAUUCUUGGAGAACGGAGCUGCGAAAGAAUCGAUGGACGGCAUUACGCAGGCGAUAUUCAACAAGUUGAUAGCAAAGAAGGUCUUCCUCGUGCUAGGAGAUGCGACAGGAGCGGAGGAGCCUGGGUGGUUCAGAGUUGUUUUUAGCCAGAGGCCCGACCUGGUGGAGGAGGGCAUUAAGAGGACUGCUGAAGCUUUGGGGAUAAUUAAGGCAGGACCGCAAGUCUAG